ACACCUUUCAGAAUUUUUUCUCCCUAUUCACACCUUUCACCUUUCAAAACCCGUAAAAAACCCAACAUUUUAACGGAUCGUCACGGCACCGUUAAAAAAUGCAUUACGUGGCACCCAAAAAUUGACCACCAACGAACGAACAAAAUCAACUGAAAUCUGAAACACAGAGAUCUACAGAUUUCAAGUUCUAGAUUUACGGUGAUAUAAUGAGGGAGCCGACGAUGGUGGUGACGGCGGUGGACAGCAACGCACAGCUUGGACCGCCAGAGAUGUCGGCACCACCGCAGGCGUUGCUGGAAAGGUUCAAGGAUUACGGUCAAGAAGACGCUUUUGCUCUCUGGGACGAACUCUCCCCGGAAGAGCGCCAUCUCCUCGUCAAGGAAAUCGAGAGUCUGGAUCUUUCGAGAAUUGAUCGGAUCAUUCGAUGUUCUCUUCGAUCUCAAGGACUGCCGGUGGCUGCCAUAGAACCAGUGCCAGAGAGUUGCGUAUCAACGGUUGAGGAGAGAACCAUGGGGGAGAGAGAGAGGUGGUGGAAGAUGGGUUUGAAAGCUAUAUCAGACGGGAAAUUGGCCGUCUUGCUUUUGUCCGGUGGCCAGGGAACUAGGCUUGGAAGUUCAGAUCCAAAGGGCUGUUCUAAUAUUGGACUUCCAUCUGGGAAAUCACUUUUUCAACUUCAAGCUGAGCGAAUUUUGUGUGUUCAAAGACUAGCUGCUCAAGCUAUGAAUGAGGGUGGUGGGUCAGUGCAAAUACACUGGUAUAUAAUGACUAGUCCUUUUACGGAUGAUGUUACCCGCAAAUUCUUUGAGAGUCAUAGAUAUUUUGGUCUUGAAGCGGAUCAGAUUACUUUCUUCCAGCAGGGCACAAUCCCUUGUAUCUCAAAGGAUGGUAGAUUUAUAAUGGAGACUCCAUUCAGAGUAGCUAAGGCUCCAGAUGGGAAUGGAGGAGUAUAUUCAGCUCUUAAAUAUUCAAGACUGUUAGAAGAUAUGGCCACAAGAGGAAUUAAAUAUAUUGAUUGCUAUGGUGUUGACAAUGCAUUGGUUCGUGUAGCUGAUCCAACUUUCUUGGGAUAUUUUAUUGACAAAGCUGUAGCUGCUGCUGCAAAAGUUGUUCGAAAGGCAUACCCUCAAGAAAAAGUUGGUGUUUUUGUAAGGCGAGGUAAAGGUGGACCACUCACUGUUGUUGAAUACAGUGAAUUGGAUCCUACACUGGCUUCAGCAAUUAAUCAACAAACUGGACGUCUUCAGUUUUGCUGGAGUAAUGUGUGCUUGCAUAUGUUUACUCUUGAUUUCCUAAACCAAGUGGCAAGUGGCCUUGAAAAAGACAGCAUUUACCAUCUUGCUGAGAAAAAAAUUCCUUCAGUUCAUGGAUAUACAAUGGGUUUGAAACUAGAGCAGUUCAUUUUUGAUGCAUUUCCAUAUGCCCCUUCAACUGCACUCUUUGAGGUACUUAGAGACGAAGAGUUUGCACCUGUGAAAAAUGCCAACGGAUCAAAUUAUGACACUCCAGAUAGUGCUAGGUUACUUGUGCUCCGACUGCACAGUCGUUGGGUAGUAGCUGCAGGUGGCUUCUUAACACAUUCAGUGCCAUUAUACGCAACAGGUGUUGAGGUAUCACCACUAUGUUCUUAUGCUGGGGAAAACCUAGAAGCCAUUUGCCGAGGAAGAACGUUUCACGCCCCCUGUGAAAUUUCAUUCUAGGCUGGGCGUGAUCGACAAUUUUAGGUGAUAACUAGGGUGGAUCAAGGCCAUCAAUAUAUAUUACGCCAUGAUGUAUGAAGGUGGAUGGUUAGGUUAGAUGCGUUAGAUGCUAAUACCUGAAUAAAAGGUUUUCCGAGUGUUGUAAGCAUUUUCUUCACUUUUUCCCUUUCUAUUCCUGAAAAUUGGAACGAUUCUAUUCAAUAUAUUUCCCCAAAUCUUGUUAAUCAU
Rubroshorea leprosula is the source of this 1925-nucleotide messenger RNA. NCBI's taxonomy places the organism in Eukaryota, Viridiplantae, Streptophyta, Magnoliopsida, Malvales, Dipterocarpaceae. The record is from the annotation of a GenBank genome assembly.